Molecule: messenger RNA, 1611 nt
Organism: Cyclocybe aegerita
Lineage: Eukaryota; Fungi; Basidiomycota; Agaricomycetes; Agaricales; Hemipholiotaceae
Source: the annotation of a GenBank genome assembly
AUGAACCUGCAGGUAUCUCCAGUGGCCUCGACGUCGGCGGCCUCAGGAUCUAUCGCUAGAAGCGCUCGACUACCUUUUCACAGCAACCCAGACAUCCUCGACGAAAUCUGCGAAUACCUUUCGUACGAAUACGACUAUGACCCCGACGACAUCAGCAGGAGCAGACAGGUCCUCCUAUGGGUCGCCCUAACGUGUAGAUCUUUCUUGGAACCGGCCCUGGACCGACUUUGGAGGUCGUUGGAUUCUCUAUUCCCUUUAUUGAAGGUGCUGCCCGCGUUCUUCCAGAGCGACGACACUUAUGUCCUGCGGGGGAGGAUAUCGCCAGAAGACUGGGCGCGAUUCGACUGGUAUGGGCGGAGAGUGCGCAAGUUUUCGUACACAAGAGACCCAGACAACCUCGACAUCGCCAUGCAUGUUUACUUCCGCCUCGCCCAGCUCCGCACAACCCCUCUUCUUCCAUCUCUCCGGCACCUUCAUUGUCCCUCCACCAGCCAAAACGACUUCCUGAUAUCAGGAAUAUGCCUCUUCCUUUCACCGUCCCUCCAAACCCUCGAGUUCGAAAACAUCUCUAAUGUGGAAGAUAAGCUAUGCGGAACAGUACUACACACACUUCAUUCCGACGGGGCACCUAUGGAAAAGAUUGUCCUGCGUGGUAGGGGGCUAUCGAGAGACACGGUGCGCAAGGUGAUCCAGUUUGAGCACCUGAAGGAGUUGGAACUGGCAGGGAUGGGCGAGUCGCUGGACAUGGAGAUCCUAGAGCACAUAGGAAGCCUGCCGUCGCUCGUCGAUCUUGCACUCGACUUUACUGACUCCAACAUCCCACCACUCGAGAACGACAUCGGUCUGAAGGAUUUACGGAGCCUCAUGAUCACUGCGCAAGUGCCAUUUAUCCAAGCGUUCUUGCCCCGCGUCGCCUCGAUGCGAUUAGAGACAUUCGUCGCUGUCGCCCCGUCCAACCCACCAGUCGAUAAGAAGGACUUCCUGGCAGACGUCGUGGCCUGUUGGAAGGACUCUCUACGGCGAAUAGCCCUGGUGCAUCAGGCAGUGGACGAAACCGCGGAGGAGCUCGACAUCACAGCCCUGGCACCGCUUCUACCGCUGCGCAAGCUCACGUACGUCCGGCUCGAGGGCUAUGUGAUGGAGCUACACGACAGGAACAUCGAGGACCUCGCGGUAGCAUGGCCCGAGCUAUCGACGUUACUCCUACCGUUCAUCUCAGCUGGACGCACGCGGCCGACUAUCCUCUCCCUUAGUGCGCUCGCUGAGCGGUGCCCGCACCUCCGGCACCUGCGUAUUCCGCUAAGCACCGUUGACCUGCCGACGUUCGUGUCCUCAGGUAACCCGCACGAAGCUGCGCACAAUCUCCAUGCCUUGACAAUCUCCACCGCCGACGACCCAUGGGAGCUGAGGGACCUCCUCCACCUCGCCCGGCAUAUUGACUACUUCUUCCCGAAGCUGCGGUGGGUGAAUGCGUAUGAGGGCCAUGAUUCGGAGCGGUGGGCGCAGGUGCAUGAGAUGAUCCAAAUGUACCAGGCAGUAAGGCAUGAGGCGACGGCGCUGGAACAGGGCAGAAUGAGAAGCCAGAUGCAGGCUCUAUCUGUGUGUUCGUGA